This is a messenger RNA of Didymosphaeria variabile, 1092 nucleotides long. RefSeq lists its product as uncharacterized. The transcript has 2 exons. Lineage: Eukaryota; Fungi; Ascomycota; Dothideomycetes; Pleosporales; Didymosphaeriaceae. Bases 1 to 1092 code for a protein of 363 amino acids. Gene Ontology annotation, molecular function: protein binding. The record is from RefSeq and is a predicted model, not a curated record.
AUGUCUCAACCCAUUCGUCUCACUAAGAUCGCCGAGACAAAGUCACAAAAAGGCCGCGCAACCUUCGCUUCGACCACCAUACCCGCCGGCAGCCUCAUCUUCUCCGAGGAGCCCAUCCUCACCAUGGAUGCCACCUCAGAAACCCCCCACAUCGACCUCCUUGCCUCCUUCGCCGACCUCCCCCAAGACCUCCAAGACCUCAUGCUCGACCUCACCGCCGUCGACCCCACCCCCUUCCGCCACCUCAUCUGGAAAGAAUUCGACGUCCGCACCAACGGCGGCUGGUGGGACAUCGCCCAGAAAUACGGCGAACACACCAAGCGCGUCCUCACUGCCUUCAACACCAACGCCGUUGCGCAGCACCUCGGUGUUCAGACCGCGAUGCUGAAUCAUUCCUGUCUGCCGAACGCGUAUGCGGCUUUCGACGAGGCGAGGGGAGAGUUGACUGUGCACGCGAUGAAGGAGAUCAACGAGGGAGAGGAGAUUUGCCUUUCGCACCUUGAGGGCGGGGCACUCUUCGCGCCGAUGAAAGAGCGCAGGGGGGUGCUUGUACUUCAGCGGGGGUUCAUGUGCUUGUGUGAUGCGUGCAUGGAGGUUGAGGAGUGUGAGGGUAGAGAGCAGGAGUGUCUCCGGGAGAAAUUGCGGGAUGAUCUGCGUAACUUGAUUGACAAGUAUCAGCGCAACGAGGCUACGUUGAUGAUGAACUUCGGGAAGCGCGGUCACGGCGGGCUCGACCCCGACUUUGUGACUUUUUUGGGGGAGGUUGCUGCGGGUGUUGUGGAGUUGAUGGAGAAGUUGGGGCUUGCGACAAUUGAUAACUUGGAGUGGUAUCAAUAUGUCUUCCACUGGAGCCGGGCGGUUAACGAUGACGAGAUGGCUAGGGAGUAUCAAGACAAGAUGCUGAGAGUCGUCUGCAUGUGUGCAGGAGAAGAUUCCCAGAGGUACCACGAUAUGCAGCAGGAUGCGAGCGGCGCGAAGUCGGCUGCUUGGAACAAGAUUGCUGAAGUGCGUCCGGAACACUCUCGUGGUGGUCGACACAGCAUCAUGAAGACCGCGAAGCUGGGCCUUGCGGAAGAGGACGAGGUGGAAUAA